GGCUUUUAUUUGGGGAUCUGGCAACCUCUCAUGCAUCAGCGUUCACGGUGAACAGAAUUUGCACGGGUGAAAGCUUUUGUCCGGAAAAACAGCAUUCAAGAUGGGUUGCGCUGGAUUCACCUGCUCCAAGAAUUCCCUGUGCGCGCUCAACAUCCUCUAUGUUAUGGUGAGUUUGCUGAUGAUCGGCAUCGCCGCCUGGGGCAAGUGUUUUGGGUUGGUGUCGAGCUUCCAGGUGGUGGGUGGCAUCAUUGGAGUGGGGGUCUUCCUCUUCUUUGUUGCCCUAGCUGGACUUAUUGGCGCCAUGAAGCACCACCAGGUUCUGCUGUUCUUUUACAUGAUUAUCCUUUUCCUGGUGUUUGUAGUUCAGUUUUCAGUGUCCAGUGCGUGUCUGGCUAUCAAUGAGGAGCAACAGAAUCACCUUUUGGAGGUGGGCUGGAAUAACUCUCUGACCACUCAGAGGGACGUGGAGAAGAGUCUGAACUGCUGCGGUUUCUCCCACAUGGAUAUCAAUGGAAGCUGUGCAGCUACCUGCUUUCAUUACAGCACUUGCACCACAUGUGCUGCAAAGAUCCAGGAGCACGCCGGCGAGGUGCUGCGCUUUGUCGGAGGGAUCGGCCUCUUCUUCAGCUUCACUGAGAUCCUGGGGCUUUGGCUGACAUACAGGUACAGAAACCAAAAGGACCCACGGGCGAAUCCCAGUGCCUUCCUGUAGGUUUGAUUCUUAUGCUGGAUUCUCUGGGUUUGUCGUCUGACCACUGGAUUUCUCAUUGGAGCUAUUAAAGAGAGUGCGUUUGCUUUUACUGAAGAGGAGACCAGCCUGCGUGUUCUUGCUGCUAUACAUUAUUAUGUGCUUGAUUUUUCAAGAGUACAGUGUGACGGCACUGUGUUGUACGUAACGAGGCUGUACUUAUGCUUGGAGAAUUCCUCUCAAUGAAAGUACAGAACACCAAAUACUAGUAUGCAGUACUUACACUAAUGGGGUAAACAACAAAGACCAGCUGAUUUUAUGUUAACCGUUUUAUUUUAUGUGGUAAAAAACAUUAACAGAAAAUGAGCUGAUGUGAUCAAAACAUGCAGUGUGUGAGAGCAUGGCACUAUUUAUGUUGCCAGUUUAUAUAUACUGACAAAAUCAAAAAUGUAUCCAUAUCAAUUCCACAUUGAUUUAUUAUAAUAAAUGCACAUGUUAUCAAUUAGCAUGAA
Sinocyclocheilus grahami is the source of this 1200-nucleotide messenger RNA. Its product is annotated as tetraspanin-13-like. The transcript has 7 exons. Bases 101 to 712 code for a protein of 203 amino acids. NCBI's taxonomy places the organism in Eukaryota, Metazoa, Chordata, Actinopteri, Cypriniformes, Cyprinidae. Gene Ontology annotation, cellular component: membrane. The record is from RefSeq and is a predicted model, not a curated record.